Orbilia oligospora ATCC 24927 is the source of this 1317-nucleotide messenger RNA. RefSeq lists its product as uncharacterized. Lineage: Eukaryota; Fungi; Ascomycota; Orbiliomycetes; Orbiliales; Orbiliaceae. The transcript has 6 exons. Gene Ontology annotation, biological process: DNA repair. The coding region runs from base 1 to 1317 and encodes 438 amino acids. Gene Ontology annotation, molecular function: ATP-dependent polydeoxyribonucleotide 5'-hydroxyl-kinase activity; double-stranded DNA binding; polynucleotide 3'-phosphatase activity. The record is from RefSeq and is a predicted model, not a curated record.
AUGCCACCAAAAGGGAAAAGAAAGGCCAGAGAAGAAACCCCAGAGGAGAACGAUGGGGCAGUCUCUCCGCCUCCGGUGAAACGACCCAAUGCUGGCAAAUCUUCUGCUGCCGCAACUAGUUUCUUCACUCCAACCUCCCAGAAAGCAUCUCCCAUUGAAUUUAUCAAACAUGGAAGUUUGCUCGCUGCUUUAUGGGAACCGGUGGCAUCGUCUUCGAAGGCCGUGACCGCGCCACUAAACGAUGGCAAAAUUAAAUUUGCGGGAUUCGAUUUGGACUCCAAUUUGAUAUCUACCAAGAGUGGCAAAACAUUUGCCAGAGAUGGCGAAGACUGGAAGUGGUGGCAUCCAACCGUACCAUCGAAGCUCCGGGAGAUGUUUGAAGACGGAUACCGAAUUGUCAUCUUCACAAACCAAAAUGGUUUGAAGGCCAGUGGCUCGAAGGCCGAUGAUAAAUUAAAGGAGUGGAAGAAGAAGAUCAACUACAUUGUCACAGCUCUAAAUCUACCUAUCCAUGUCUACGCCGCGACUGAAACGGAUAGCUAUCGAAAACCACGGACAGGGAUGUUCGAACACUAUCUUUCUGAACUAGGAGCAGAUGCGCCCUUGGUUGACAUGGACAGUUCGGUUUUCGUUGGCGACGCCGCUGGGAGAAAAGGAGACUUCUCUGCCGGUGAUCGGAAAUUUGCGGAAAACCUUGGCCUCAAAUUCCUUACACCAGAGGAGUUGUUCUUGAAUGAGGAGCCGAGGCCAUAUGAACUUGAUCUCGACCCUGCUAGUUUACCUAGGUCGACCGUAGCCCCAGCUUUCGAGAAGCAAUAUCCCUUAGAAGUAGUGGUUCUCUGCGGCCGCCCAGGUUCCGGCAAAUCCACACUUACGAGAAAAUACCUUGUACCUCUUGGCUACGAGCGUAUCAAUCAGGAUAUUCUAAAAACGAAAGAUAAGUGCAUCAAAGCCGCCCAAGGUUUUCUGAAGGAAGGCGAAAGCGUUGUAAUCGAUGCUACUAAUUCCUCACGAGAUACUCGAGCGGUCUGGAAGGGCGUGGCUGAUAAAGUCAAAGGUGCUACUUUCAGAUGCAUAUAUCUGACGACUUCAGAGACGCUCUGCUACCAUAACGAUGGUGCCAGGGCAUAUUCUGGUAUGAAGUCGUUGAAUCCCGAAAACCGAACAUCGGUGGGGAGCAUGGCCUUCCGGACCUUCAAGUCUAAAUUCCAGGAACCCCAUGUUAACGAGGGUUUUAAGGAUAUUACCGUAGUAGACUUUGAAUUUCGUGGAACAGAUGCCGAAUUUGACGUUUGGAAACGCCACUGGGCGCCGUAA